GUCUGAACAAUAAACAGAAAGAUGUCCUCGAAGCCGCACGCGUCGGCUCAAACUCAGUCGCAGCUCCCAUCGCUCACACCGAGGCCUGAUAUCGAUAAGCAUCUACGACUGUGAUUCUACGCAGGCUUUUAGCUUGGAUAUUACUUCAGAGAGUAUAUACCGAGUAGUGCCGUUGAUAAUACACAGCAAUGCCUCCAAAGGUGGUAGUCCUGGUAGCUGGCGGCCAGGCUGCAGGAAAGAAAUCAGUGUGUGCGGCAAUCACGAAACGGCUGGCGGAGUGGAAGGUCACAGACGUCAAGACGCUUUCCCUCAACGAAUUCAAGGUCGCGAACUUGCCCAAAGGCACAAACCCCGAAGGACCAGAUGCGUACGACUUCUCCAAAGCUCUCACCGCAGUCCUCUCCCACCAGGAAGACAUCCUCCUAGUCGAGGGUCUGUACGCGCUCUACGAGGCCACUCCGGAAGCCAAACUGCUCAGAGACUCGGGAAACAUCAGGAUCUACGUCGACCAGGACGCAGACACGCGUCUGUCGCGACGGAUAAACCGCGAUACCAUUGAGCGGAAUAUACCGCUACAUAGUGUUUUGGAUGAUUACAUUGAACACUGCAAGCCAGCCAUGGAACUAUACAUCAGAACCACAAAACCCCGGGCCGACAUCGUCCUCAUGCGCGGCGCCGAGCCAUCUGGCAUCGAGCUGAUAUCGGGCGCAAUCUACGAUCGUCUUCUGGCCAUCGCUGAUAACGAGGCUACACCGGCUUGGGCGGGCGGACGAACGAGCAAGCUGCUUGAUGACGACAUGGUUGACAGCUUUUACGAGUUGUCAUAGGCUACAUACUGUGAAGUCGGUAGAUGAUAGAUGUAUAGUGUUGAAUAGCUA
Messenger RNA from Myxozyma melibiosi, 878 nucleotides. RefSeq names its product P-loop containing nucleoside triphosphate hydrolase protein. Gene Ontology annotation, cellular component: cytoplasm. NCBI's taxonomy places the organism in Eukaryota, Fungi, Ascomycota, Lipomycetes, Lipomycetales, Lipomycetaceae. The record is from RefSeq and is a predicted model, not a curated record. The coding region runs from base 189 to 827 and encodes 212 amino acids. Gene Ontology annotation, molecular function: ATP binding; kinase activity. The transcript has 5 exons.